ACCAGCUCUACUACUUAUCCGUGUAUUUUACAUUGGGAAUUGCAGCUCUGGCCAGCUGAUUCCAUCAUAUCUACUGGUUGCCGAGGCGGCUUCAACCGGGUUACAGACUUAUCCAGAAUUAGCAGAGUUUGUGCAAUUAGCAACUGAAAAAGAGAGCCAUCUCCUAUAUUCCAAAAUGACUUUGUGCGAUCUCACCAUGGAGAUUGAUGUACUCCAAGGGUUGCUUGCUGAAAUGCUCCAAUGCCCUGACCUUGAAGUUGAGACUGUUGAUGCUAGAGACUUCAUGAUGUGCCGGCUUAAAUCUCUCAGCCAAGAUUUGAGCAAGGAUGUUAGAAUGUGCCUAAUUGGUGUACCUGAGGGGAGCACAUCUAAGCCGCUUCACAUUCUCGGCCCGAUGAUGAGGAAGCGUGCGAAGCAUGUGAAGCAAAGAAAAUUGUUCCAAGCGGGGUGCACAAAACCAGUAUUGGUGGCUGGCUUGCCUGUGUCUCUCAGUCCUUUCAAGCAACGGAAGUCACCACUCAAGCUGCUACCUAUGGGUCCAAAGAAAAGCCUCCAUUAUUGCCUCUACUGCCCUAAAUGGUCCCAUGGAAACAUGCAGAGGCACAUCAGACUUGUACACAGUGGUGAACAGCUUGUAAUGGAAGCGCUGGCCCUUCAAGACAAGGGAGCCCAAAACAAAGCCAUCUACAAGAUUGUUAAAGCUGGUGAUAAGAAACACAAUGAGCAAGCUGAGAAGGAAAAGAAAGGCUUCAUCAUCCCUUUCAGGAGAGGAACAGACAGCUCCGGUGGGAUCCGAUAUGAGUGCAUGUUGUGCCACUCAAUUCUUACAAAGAAGGGCUUCAAAUACAGCCAUGCAAAGCACUGCAAGCCCAACACAGAACAGGUUGCCACUGAAGAAGUGCUUGAGUCUGCAGAGAAUUUUGCGGUGGUCAAUCUCACAGCAAUGAACCACAUGGCCAUGUCCAAAUCUGGUCAAAUGGAUUCCUACUAUGCUGACUAUGUCGGUAAGCUCUUGCACGGGAUGCACGCCAAGAAUAGAGAGAGCCUUGCAGAAUUUCUGUGCUCUGGGGACCCGCUGGUUGAGGCCGUCAUCAGGACCAUUGCAGUCAAGCGUGAGCAAGGCAAUAAUGCCAUCUUGCUGGGCCGACGCCUAGCAAAACUUCUGCAGCAGCUAUAUCACGGUUUCAGAGAUCACCCCGACAUCAAGGACUUGGGACUAGUGAAAGAGCUGCGUGACCUUACCAGACGGUCAGUGUGGAAGGGCACCACUGUAAAUGCGAGCAUCCAUGCAGAGGAUCGCCUAAUUUCUGUGGUACACAAGAUUGCCGGGGGCGGUGUUGCGUCCACCAUGUUCAAGCGGCCGAAUGAUGUCAUGGCCCUUACAUCACUUUUCAGGCAGAUCGCGCUUGCACGUACCACACAGCGUGUAGGCGAAACCCCAGAAGAGCAGGCCAAGAUUAAAGAAGCAAUCGAGGAGUUUACAGAAAUCCAUGCUUACUUGGAAUCAGCUCACUACACAUCCUACACAACUACUCGGGCUGCCAUUCAGAAGAAGAAAAAUGAGAAGUUGCACAAGCCACGAGUGAAUCCUGAUGACCUCAAGUUGUACAAAGACUACUUGAGCAAUGGUUGCCAGAUACAUGCAGCACUACUGCGCACUGCUGUAGAAGAAAAGGAUAGAAAUAAGGCAGCCAAGCAAUACCGGCUGCUAGCAGAAAACCUAAACUUGCUCUUUACCACCUUCAAUGGCCGGAGGACAAACGAGGCUGCUGCCAUCACGGUUGAUGAGUACAAUGGGAGGAACAAUUUUGCCAACACCCACAAUGAAAUUCUCUCCGAGGUGCAGCAGGGAAUGGCCAAGAAUUAUGACAUUAUUGGCUCUGUUGGCAAGGGGGGAAAAAAGGUACUGUCGCUGAUUAAGUCUGAGUGGCGCGAGUAUUUCCAACUCUGCGCGGACAGUGAUGUUCGGAGACUGGCUGGAGUGCAUCAAUGCAACUUCCUCUUUGGUACACAGCAUGGCAAUCGCAUGAACACUUCAAACAGGCAUAAUGGGGUUCUGAAGGAUCUCCAUGGUGCCCUUCAUGAUGCUUCCACGCUGAGACCCCGAUAUUUGAGAACAACCCUGGCAACCAAUUUGGGGACAUUAAAUCUCUCGCAUGCAGCAAAGAAAAUGCUCUGUCUCUUGAUGGGCCACGAAAUGAGCGUGCAUGAUAGAUACUACGAGCUUCCCACAGGUCUAGGAUUCGGGCUGAUGAUGGGGCGCGCCCUAGAACUCUUUGAGGGUGGCGUUGAAAACCUCAGGAAGCACAAAGGGAAGACACUGGAAGAGGCUGUUGAAAUGGAAGCGCCUCUCUUUGAGAAGGAGCCAGAGGAGCCUGAGUGA
Molecule: messenger RNA, 2383 nt
Organism: Cloeon dipterum
Lineage: Eukaryota; Metazoa; Arthropoda; Insecta; Ephemeroptera; Baetidae
Exons: 4
Coding region: 176-2383 (735 amino acids)
Biological process (GO): DNA integration; DNA recombination
Molecular function (GO): DNA binding
Source: RefSeq, a predicted model, not a curated record